Talaromyces rugulosus is the source of this 1686-nucleotide messenger RNA. RefSeq lists its product as uncharacterized. The record is from RefSeq and is a predicted model, not a curated record. Bases 1 to 1686 code for a protein of 561 amino acids. The transcript has 4 exons. Gene Ontology annotation, molecular function: zinc ion binding; DNA-binding transcription factor activity, RNA polymerase II-specific. Gene Ontology annotation, biological process: regulation of DNA-templated transcription. Lineage: Eukaryota; Fungi; Ascomycota; Eurotiomycetes; Eurotiales; Trichocomaceae.
AUGGUUUAUCGCGGAAAGCCCAGUGCUGGCUGUGGCGAGUGUCGCACGCGCAAAGUCAAGUGCGAUCAAACACGACCUGCAUGCAACCGCUGCAUUAAAGCUAAACGGGCCUGUCCUGGCUACCGGGAUCAACUGUCGCUCUUGUUCCGCGACGAGAGCCGGGCUGUCGCCCAAAAGGCGAAGUCGAAUUCUUCCAACUCCUCUUCUUCGAAUUCCCCCUCACAAACAACGGCUAGCGACUCAUUUCAAUUUGCCGCCACCUUACAGGAUGUUGGGUCCAAGACCCCGAGCACAUGCUGGGAGAUAGCUUCUUGCCAGGAUGAAGUAGGACUGCAGCUACCUUUAUACCCUCUCAAAGAAUCCGAGAGGUUUCAAGCCACGUGUUUCUUUUUUAGCUCGUAUUCAUGGCUCUAUUCCGGCCUCAUGCAGGGACGGGAUCCCUACGGGGAACUCUCACCAUCCGCCCCCAUGGGUGAGAAAGCCAUGAUGAAUGCCAUGGUUUCGGCUGGCAUGGCCAGUUUGUCGAACCUCCGGGGUUCGCAAUCCAUGCGGUUAACUGCGUGCCGUGAAUACUCCAAGGCAUUGAAGUGGACGAACGCGGCUAUUUCGGAUCACAAGCAAGCAACUGAAGACACCACCCUCGCCGCCAUUCUUUGUCUAUCUUUAUUCGAGAUCUUGACGUGUCAAACCCCACAGACCAUCGGCGAUUUUGUUGAGCACACCAAAGGUGCCAUUGCUCUCCUCGAGCUUCGCGGAGAAACACAACUCAAGCAGGAAAAUGCGGUCAUGCUGUUCUACUCGCUUCGGAACCAAAUUAUCGCCGCGUGUAUAAUGAGGAAUGCUCCUGUCCCUGCUGGACUGAUUGCGUUAUCCGAAAAGGCCACCACGCUUCCGAAUGCCUCAAUCACAUCUAUUGUGUCGCACCGGCUUACGGUUUUAAUGGCCAAGUUAUGUGAUAUCCGUGUAAUAUUUGAGGAAAUCAGACCGAGUGUUGACGCCGACCUUUUGUCAAAUGCCUUUGCGCUCGAUGCAGAACUCGAGGCAUUUACGAAUGAGUUCCCGAUGUAUUUCACAUAUGACAGAGUUAACAUUCGACCCGGACAAACGUUCAAAGUAUCCGAUUCACGUCAACUACCCUGUAUCGGAAAUUACCGCCAUAGCUAUACAGCGUGGGCAGUUGCUAAUCAGUGGAAUAACUAUCGGUAUUGUCGGAUACUGCUCAACGAGCUGAUUCUCGACCAGCUCAUGCAGAUGAUUAUCCACCCUGGGACAGUACCACCCUCUCCGGAUUUCAAAGAUCUGUGCCACCGCGUCUGUGGUGUGGUCCGGCAGCUAGCUCUCGAUAUUUGCGAGGGAGUUCCGUCUGUGUUGGAGCUCGGCCAGAUUCGCAAUGGACGCAAUAGGUCUCUAAUGGACGGAUUAGCACUCUUGUUCCCUCUAUACGUGGCCGCGACGGUGGAUGGUCCUGGAACGCCGGUAUGCGACUGGAUCCGGGACUGCUUAACGACCAUUGGCGUGUCGAUGGGCAUCGAUCAGGCUCUGACUCUGGUGCAGAUGCUGGAGAGAGAGCCUGUAUUGACACGUGUUCUGGAAUAUUUGCAAGAGCACGAUGAUAGCCCCGUCCAAGUCCCUAUUGAUGCCGAAAUGCCUAAUGAUUUCAGUACAUAUAAUACCCAAUAUUCAUGA